Ruditapes philippinarum (Manila clam) is the source of this 1739-nucleotide messenger RNA. RefSeq lists its product as uncharacterized. Bases 161 to 1654 code for a protein of 497 amino acids. The transcript has 3 exons. Gene Ontology annotation, biological process: transmembrane transport. Gene Ontology annotation, molecular function: transmembrane transporter activity. Gene Ontology annotation, cellular component: membrane. The record is from RefSeq and is a predicted model, not a curated record. NCBI's taxonomy places the organism in Eukaryota, Metazoa, Mollusca, Bivalvia, Venerida, Veneridae.
AAUUGUUAGGAGAUAACUAUCAUAAAUAUUUCAGUUUAAAAGUUUGAUAUCAUUUAGUGGUGACACUGUCAUGUCAUACGAUUAACAUAUUAAUUAGUACACUAAAUGUGUUAUACCUUGUAAAAACCAGUCCUAUGUAAGCAAUGCAGGCGGGAUAUUUAUGCUCAUCUUCGUUUUCGUAAAACGGAAAAUAUUGUUCAAGAUGAAAAAGCUAACAGCUCUGAAAAUAUUAGGGCUAGUAAUUGGGUGUGCGGCAAAGUUUACAACGGGCUCCUUAUUUGUGUUCAGCGUUUAUCAAGAUGCACUCAAAGAUACGUUCAACUAUACCCAGAAGGAAGUUGAGCUCUUAUCUUCGAUGCUGAAUUUCGGACUCGGCGUUGGGUUUUUACCAGGAAUGUUCUACGAUCAUUUUGGACCUCAGUGGACUUCUGUCGUGGGACUUUUUGUCUCUGUCUCAUCCUACUUAUUAAUAUGGAGUUCAACAAAAGCAGUGAGCUUCUAUUCCAGUAAAGCAUGGCUUAUGUCAAUUUACUUCUUUAUAUGUGGGCUUGGAUCUAUAUUUACCUACAUGGUUGCUUUGAACACAAAUAUAAUCAAUUUCGAUAAAAAGGAUACCGGAAAGAUAGUUGGUUUGCUCAAUGCAUUUUUCGCAGGUAGUCCUUCCGUUUUUGCUGCGCUGUAUUACCACGUGUUUUCUCACGGAGACACUACCGACGUUUCAAAUCAAGACUUCCCUGGAUUUAUGCUUCUGUUUGCGAUAAGUUUUGCUAUCGUUGAUAUUUUAAGUAUACUUUUCGUCAAAAUAUAUAAGGAUGAAUCACAACCAUUCGUACGGUUUGUUAAUGUGGAGGAUGAUAUAUCUAAUACAAAUGAGAUUGUAACAUCUUCAAAUUCAGGCGGAAGUCAUGAGAUAUUUUGCUUUGCAAGAAGAAAUGGUCGGCAAAGCAUAAUAGGUGAUAUCAAUGGUGACAGUAAUACAGAUAAUGUUACAAUUACAAAUAACGACGCAGAAAGGCACAUGAGUGUGAAGGAAAUUUUACUUAACGCAGACUAUGAAAUAUUGAUUUGGACUAUCUCGUUCGCAUCUGUGAUUGGCCUUGUUUAUACCAACAAUAUCACUGUUAUUAGUGGAUCACUCCAUCUAGAUAAGUAUAAUGACAGACUUACUUUAAUCAUUCCAAUAACCAAUGCUGUAGUAAGUUUUCUAGUCGGUAUUAUAUCUGACUAUUUCAAAGACAGGUUUCCCAGGAUGUGGAUAUUGAUAUUAGGAUGUACAUGUUACACGGCGUCACAAAUUUUAGUGUUUUUCCUUGCUGGAACACUGGACUUUUUAGUUAUUUCUGCUGUUCUUGUUGGCUUUGGGACGGCCAUUGUGUGGUCCAUGUCGCCAACUAUUAUGAAAGAAAUGUUUUACGUGGGGAACCUGGGUAGGAAUUGGGGGAUUGCAUUGCUCGUAGCUUCGUUACUUGGUUUUGGUAUUCAAGAAGCAUUUGGUGCAUUUUAUGAUGACAAAAUAAGUCCGGGAGGGGAUGGAGUGCAUUGUUAUGGGAUGAAAUGUAUCAGAGGUGGAACCCUUAUUUGUCUGGCGUGUGGCUCGGUUUCUAUUGCUUUGGGUAUAUUUAUGCAGUUAAGAAAGAAAUGCUGCAACAGAUAAUUUACAAACUCACGCCAUGAAGUUGUUAUUAUUGUAACUAGAUCUGUAAAUAAAUAAACUAUGAAAAUAAAUGAACGAAUAUCUG